GUUCACGCGGGACUCCAUCUCUUCUUCCGCCGACACAUCAGCUCUUUGCCUUUAGGGCAUUGGUUAAGUCUUUUCUCUCGAUGACUGCUGGGGAGCCGCACGCGUUCACCGUCUACGGGUGGAUCGUGUGCGUGUGGAUUCUCGUUGUCUCCUUCCAGUACGGCUUCCACAUUUCCAGCCUCAACCAAAUUCAAGCAGUUCUUACUUGUCGCGUCUCUGCCAUUCCUGGCACCCCGUCUACACACUAUGGUCUCCCGACAUGUAUCCCCAUGGACGACGCGACCUUCUCGGUUGUUACCUCGGUUUACACCGUCGGAGGGCUCCUUGGAAGUCUGGGUGCAAACAUCAUUAUGGACCGCUGGGGACGUAAAGGUGCUGUCCUAGCAAGUUCAUUCAUAACGGUCAUUGGUGCUGGUUUCAUGGGAGUCGCGGCUUCGUUGUCCCCCCUCGUCAUCGGACGACUUCUCACUGGUGUUGCUGCCGGUCUCGGUCUUUGCGUCGGGCCUAUCUACAUCGCCGAGAUCGCUCCCAGCAAGAUAAAAGGCGCCGUCGGUGUCCUCACCCAAUUCGCCAUUGUCAUUGGCAUCAUGGUCACACAGGGCAUGGGUCUCAAACUGGCAACUCCGCAGACUUGGCGCACCGUGCUCUUGUUUUCUGCAGCCCUGUCCCUUGCACAGCUCCUAGCAGGCACCAUCAUCGUGGAGUCGCCAGUGUGGUUGAAUCGUCACGGUCUACUGCGCGACAAGGAUACGAGUGCACGCAAGCUUUGGAAGGCCGCUACGGUGUUGCACAGCCCGGAUGCUGCGAAUGAGGACGUCGAAGACCCUCUGUUGGGCGCGAACGACGAGCGUAGCUCUCUGAACCCAGACCGUCGCGAGGAUCAGCACCACGCAGUGAACGCCCCUACUGUUUUGCGCCGUGCAGAGUUCCGCAAGCCUCUGGCCAUCGUGUGCUUCUCCAUGCUCUCUCAGCAGCUCUCUGGUGUUAACGCUGUUUUGUACUAUAGCAAUGACAUCUUGUCGAAGACACUCCCGGAGAUAGGACCUUACGUUUCCCUCGGUAUCACCGUCGUGAACGUCUUCAUGACGUUCGCUCCUAUCAUUCUCAUCGACCGUUUGGGGCGCAGACAACUUCUAACCCUGUCUGGCGCUGGAGCUAUCCUAUCGCUUGUCGGAGUUGGCAUCGGUUUGGACAGCGGCGCGGUGACCCUCGCUAGUGUAGCGGUGAUGGCGUUCAUCGCAUCGUUCGCUCUCGGCAUCGGGCCCGUUCCGUUCGUUAUGAUACCGGAAGUAUCGCCACCACACGCUGUUUCCGCCCUAUCGUCUAUCGGGCUGUCCCUCAACUGGAUCGCCAACUUCCUCGUCGGACUCGUCUUCCUGCCGCUCCGUAACUUCCUCGCGGACGGCGACGAGUCGAAGGAGGGCCGCGUCUUCUUUGUUUUCGCCGCUCUUUUGGCGUUCUUCAUGGGCAUGCUUCUCCGCUCUUACAAAGGAUGAAGCUGUGGGGGCGGUAUACGGUCGCUGUGCAUAUUCUUGUCGCUUUCUUUGCAACUUUGUGGGUCAACUGGACGGACUUGAGACAUUGUAUUAUAGAGCAUCUUGGGAC
Dichomitus squalens LYAD-421 SS1 is the source of this 1605-nucleotide messenger RNA. RefSeq names its product general substrate transporter. The transcript has 11 exons. Gene Ontology annotation, cellular component: membrane. The record is from RefSeq and is a predicted model, not a curated record. Gene Ontology annotation, biological process: monosaccharide transmembrane transport. NCBI's taxonomy places the organism in Eukaryota, Fungi, Basidiomycota, Agaricomycetes, Polyporales, Polyporaceae. Gene Ontology annotation, molecular function: hexose transmembrane transporter activity. The coding region runs from base 81 to 1496 and encodes 471 amino acids.